GAACAGCUCUCCAUCAACGAUUCAUGCCCAAUCUGCACAGAUGAGUAUGAAGAAGGGGAUUACAUUUGGGAGAUAUCUUGCGGACACUCACUUCAUUUGGGAUGCGCCGCAGAAUGGAUUGGUAAGAGGCCCGUGUGCCCAUUGUGUUUGCAGGAAGUACGGGCU
Molecule: messenger RNA, 165 nt
Organism: Helobdella robusta
Lineage: Eukaryota; Metazoa; Annelida; Clitellata; Rhynchobdellida; Glossiphoniidae
Exons: 1
Source: RefSeq, a predicted model, not a curated record